UCCUUCCCUUCGGAGACUGGGAGCACGGGGCGUGGAUGCGGCGGGUUCGCAGGCUCGCAGUCUCCUCGCGGGAUUUGCAACCUCCCUAGGCAAAGAGCCUCCAGCGGAAUUCCCGCAUGGCACUAAGGGCUUCGCGAGCCGUUGCAUCGCAUCUCGCCAUCACAGUUCUCGGGUCUGUUGAUGGAACGCUGCAACGUCUUUCUCUCGCAUUUCUGGUCGGCGCCGUUGUAGCUGCCACGGGCAUACUAUGGCACUUCUAUGCUAAACUAAUGGACAGGACAGCCGAGCCGCCGUUGCUAACCCCCCACGAGAGUGGUUGCGUGAGCCACGACUUGCCUCUCCCUUGCCUGCUGUUGGUCGCAUCACGUUGCCGCCUGCUCAAGUGGUACACAAGAUGUUUCACAGCAUUGAAGACAUCGCCAACUGCUUGUUCAACCUCAGCCCCGAACGUCUCUCUGCCUGGAGAUGGCACGGUUGGCUGUUUGCACCAUGCAUGUGACGUGCGGUGCAGUAUACUGUGUACUAAUUCACUCAGUUUUAUCCGUCACGUCGUCUCUCUCAGGUUUCGGCCCUUUCUCGCUCUUGUUACUGCAAUCGAAGGGAGAACUCCUCUCUUGCCAGCAACGGCUUUCUCUCUUCCACAGGACCGACCGCUGAGUCGAAGACGACAGAAAGAGGAAAUAGGGGCUCAGAAAGCUCUUAGCUUUCCUGUCGGACUGAAAAGUCGUCAAUCACGUCAAUCAACCCCCACGUCAGUGACGACAAUUGAAGAUUGCACAUUCCUUCUUUUGUCGUCCCCCGAGUCACCCUGACUCACGAAUAUUUCCCCCAAGCUAGUGCACGCAUUCCUGUGUCGGUGUGUCGAUUUGGACACCAUGCAUCGGGUACCUUGUCUAGGAAGGAUGAGGGGGUGGUUCACUGUUGUGAAAUUUUAUUUCUCAUCUCGGGCAUGCGAACCUAUUUCUACCGCGUUAAAAUAACGGACGCGUUGUAAGCUGUAGUGCGGUGCGGUGCGUCGGGCGCGUCCAGCGCCGCGCCGGCGCGCCUCGGUCACAUCUUCCCCGCUGCCCGCGUUUCUCGUCACUACUUUACCCCCUCCCCCUUUUUUCUUUCCUCUUUCCGUCUGUCAGCUGAAGAACAAGCACGCAGCUGAGUUUCCGAUAACUCACUCGCCAUUCGGCAUUCAGCAGGUGAACACAACCCCUGUCACUGUCACUCGUC
This is a messenger RNA of Lasiosphaeria miniovina, 1221 nucleotides long. RefSeq lists its product as uncharacterized. The transcript has 2 exons. The coding region runs from base 117 to 812 and encodes 231 amino acids. The record is from RefSeq and is a predicted model, not a curated record. NCBI's taxonomy places the organism in Eukaryota, Fungi, Ascomycota, Sordariomycetes, Sordariales, Lasiosphaeriaceae.